This is a messenger RNA of Fragaria vesca subsp. vesca, 714 nucleotides long. Its product is annotated as indole-3-acetic acid-induced protein ARG2-like. Lineage: Eukaryota; Viridiplantae; Streptophyta; Magnoliopsida; Rosales; Rosaceae. Gene Ontology annotation, cellular component: mitochondrion. The transcript has 2 exons. Gene Ontology annotation, biological process: response to stress. The record is from RefSeq and is a predicted model, not a curated record. Bases 202 to 495 code for a protein of 97 amino acids.
GAAACCAUCUUCGCAUUUCCAUUCGAAAGAGAGAGAGCCAUACACAAAGAGAUCCCUCUGCCUUUGUCUUCGCUGCUGUGGAAGUUGAAAGGUGAGACAAUCUUUCUCCUUCCGGUUUUCACUCUCCGCAGUAGCGUCUCUCCGGCUCCGGCGUCUCUUUGAGUUUCUUCAGUUUUCCGAUUCUAAGAAAAAAAGAAAACAAUGGCUCGUUCUUUCUCCAACGCUAAGCUUCUCUCCGCUCUCGUCUCCAACACAAUCGCCAGACGUGGAUACGCGGCGGGGUCACCAGGACUUGCGGCGGUUAGAGGAGAGGUUGCUGCGGCUUCUGUUACUAGAAGCGUAAACCUAGAGAAGAAAUCAGGUGAAGACAAGGUGGGGUCCGUCUUUAAGGUCUCGUGGGUCCCUAACCCCAAGACCGGCGUUUAUGGACCGGAAAACCGCGCCGAUGAGAUCGACGUGGCUGAGCUCCGUAACGCUCUCCUGAAGAAGCACUGAUUUUCGUGCUGAGGAUGAAAAUGGGGUGAUGAUUUUCUCGUCGUUUUUAUGGGAAUGACGAGAAAAAAAAAAUACUGAGGAAUGGGCUGUCGGCGGACCUGGCCAGAUUUUAUAUAAUGUUGUAAUAGCUUGUUCUCCUCGUCCUCUCCUCUGUUUAGGGUUUACAUGUAACGUUUUGGUCUAAUUUUUUGAAAUAAAAAGAAACUCAUUUUUAGAAUG